CCGCCUCUGGCCCCGAGGACGUGGCACUGUACGUGGGGCUCAUGGCUGUGGCCGUCUGCCUGGUGCUGCUGCUGCUCGUGGUGGUCCUGGUGUGCUGCCGCAAGAAGGGGGGCCUGGACCCCGACGUGGCCGACUCGUCCAUCCUCACCGCCGGCUUCCAGCCCGUCAGCAGCAAGCCAGCCAAGGCAGGGACGUCCCACCUGCUCACCAUCCAGCCCGACCUCAGCACCGCCACCAUGACCUACCAGGGCUCCCUGUGCUCGCGCCAGGACGGGCACAGCAAGUUCCAGCUCAGCAACGGGCACCUGCUGAGCCCCCUGGGUGCCGGGCGCCACACCCUGCACCACAGCUCGCCCGCCGCCGAGGGCGUGGAUUUCGUCUCGCGCUUCGCCGCCCAGAGCUGCUUCCGCUCCCUGCCCCGGGGCGCUGCCAACAUGGCCUACGGCACCUUCAAUUUCCUGGGGGGGCGGCUCCUGAUCCCCAACACAGGGAUCAGCCUGCUCAUCCCGCCCGACGCCAUCCCGCGGGGGAAGAUCUACGAGGUCUACCUGACGCUGCACAAGCAGGAGGACGUGAG
Molecule: messenger RNA, 577 nt
Organism: Terrapene triunguis (Three-toed box turtle)
Lineage: Eukaryota; Metazoa; Chordata; Testudines; Emydidae
Product: netrin receptor UNC5A-like
Exons: 3
Biological process (GO): netrin-activated signaling pathway; anterior/posterior axon guidance
Cellular component (GO): membrane
Molecular function (GO): netrin receptor activity
Source: RefSeq, a predicted model, not a curated record